UGCGCCGGAAGUUGCUGCCGCAGACAGCAGCAGCAGCAGUGAUUCGGCAUCGCAGAGCAACGGGAGUAAAUCUGUCCGUUUUGAACCAUGGCGACGAACUAAACGAUGCCUUUCGCAGAGGUUGACGGAGAUGUAAGGAGAAGUGUGUGUCCCAUGUUGCAUUAGUGUCUGUGUGAAAUGCUGGCCUGUCUGCCAGGGCCAGGUGACCUCCCCCUCCAGCUUCUCCCCCACACGCAGAUGAACACUGGACCUCAGAAAUGGGACACCACACAAAGGAUGAGAUCCACUCCCUUCCCAACCCCUGCAGAGUUGGAUGCCUAUGCUAAGAAGGUCGCCAACAACCCCCUCACUAUCAAGAUCUUCCCCAACAGCGUCAAGGUCCCCCAGCGAAAUCACGUGCGCCGCACGGUCAACGGGCUAGACACAUCAGGCCAGCGCUACAGCCCCUACCCUUCCUCUCAGGCCAGCGCCAAGGCCGGCCUCCUCGCCAUCGUCAAGGUGCCCGCCGUCAAGGGCAUCCUCAAAGAUUUCGCCGGCAGCCGGGCUCGCUUGCACCCAGACGUCAUCAUGAACCACCUCAGCGGACCUUACCAAGUGGCUUCGACUAGCACUUUAAACCAUCACCCGACUCUGCCCAACCACAGCUUAGCCCUGCAACCGCAGGACACACCUCAGACUCUGCAGAUGCCACUCAGACACCCUCUCACCAUGGCCCAGCACCCUCAGGGCCCACCCAGACUGCAGACUGUCUCUCAGCACCAAGUCCUCGGUCACCCUCAGGUGCCCCCGACUGUCUUACUUCAGCAGCAGCACCUUCAGCAGCAGCAGCCGCCUGGCCUGCAGGGGGGCAGAAAGCUGCCAGAUGGCGACGCACCCCCCAAUGUGACCGUCUCUACCUCAACCAUUCCACUCCCCAUGGCCACAGGGCUGCACCAGGGCCGCCAGCCGGACCUGAGCACCAUUGUGCACCAGAUCAACCGCUUCUGCCAAGCUCGGGCCCAGGGUGCCGGCUCAGCCUCCCUGUGCGAGGGCCAGAUCGCCAACCCCAGCCCCAUCAGUCGCAACCUGCUUAUCAGCGCCUGCUCCAGGGUGUCCAUGCACAACAACCCAGCCACCUCUGGCUUCCCCCCAGCCAACUGCAUCGUUGGCCCUCAUGAGAAAGCGAGCAUCCCGGUGGGCGCCCUCCCGCCGCCCAGUGUGACCAUGAACCACUUGCCUUCCAACCACACAGAUCUCAAUCAGCCGCAGCACCCUCAGCAUCUGCACCCACAAGCCAAUCAGCAGCUGCCACCUAACACGCAACAGAAGAUGCGCUCUUGGAAUCAGCAUCAGUUGACCCACGUGCCCCAUAUUCAGAACGGCAAGCAGCCACCCAGGGAAGCCCCCUUCCCUUUCAAGGGAAUGAGCUACCCUGCAGACAUAUGCGUGGGUCAGCCGUAUACGCUCAAACCUCCUCUCGAGCGGCCCACGCCCUCUCCACCGGUCAACAACACCAACGGCAUGACGGGCCCCUUGGCCCACUACAACAACGGCCACUACUUCCAACCCCACCUUUGGAACAGCAGCAUCCUCCCCACACCCAACAGCGACAGCUCUGGGUCUCAGGACGUAGCCAUGCCAUUCCACGGGGUGGGCCCAGGGGGGUGCACCGCACUAGAAUGUGGGCCCCCUGGGGCCCCCCAUUACAGGCUACCACCAAGCUCCUCCACCUCCUCUGCCCAGACUAAUCUGAUGCAAACCACAGAUUACAUGGGUGGGGACUUCCAGACGCCCUAUUUCCGCGAUCAGAAUCUCGGGUUAAUGGGCAAGAUGCACGGGCCCCCCGUGGGCAGGGAGCUCGGGGAUGGCAGGAGUGCUCUCAUCCAGCAUCCAGGGUACAGAUAAGCUAUGGCCUUGUCUCCAACACUUUGUUUAGUCUUAAAAGAACAUCUUCAAGAGGGUAAAUGAAUAUAUUUCAUUCAUCAAGAAUAGUUUUUUUCCCUUGUUGAUCAAUCUUGCAAGUGAUCAAUUCUUUAAUUUCCUUUGACUUUUUGUUAGUGAAUGCUUUUACCAGGAAUGUGUCCACGUCUCUACUGUCAUUCCCUGCUUUCUCGCUUCACCGUACACGUGUGCCCUGGGUCUCCACUGAUCCUGCGUCAGUUCCACUUCACACGUUUCAAGUUCACCCAAGCGCAGAUAUAAGAAAAGUCGAUUCCUUGCUGAAAAGCAGCAGCAUCUAUUGUUUUUUUGAUUUUUUACGUGUGAGGACCAUUCGCAGGGCAAGAAAAGACUUCCAAAUCAAGUCGGUGUGUAACAAUAGUGGAGUGUGUACGCAGAAUUGUGCUAUUUUCAGAUGUAAUUAUUUAUUUGUGCAGUAGGACUAUUGAAACGUGAUUCCUGGUUGAUCACGUAAACACACGCAAUCAGGUAGUAUGUACAUAGCGAGGACCCCGAGGGCGCGUAUGUGUGCUCUAUCUUGCUUCAAAUGCUGCAAUGAAUUCAGGUGUUUAAAAAAAAACAAAAACUAACCAAGUUGUCGCCAGGCCAGGAAGGCCUUGGCUGACUAAGUUGUGACGUUUCAAGAAAGAAAGAAAAAAAAAGGACAUCAAAGUUGAAUCCAGUUCUCCAAAGUCAAACGCCGACAGGCCGUUAGGGAGAGGUGCCAUUUUCUUGAAGGAACCACGACAAAGUAUUACUUGAAUUGGAGGUGACCGCGUUGCAGGCCGUACGUAGCGUAGCUGUGAGUGCGGAGCGUUCCGUCGCCGCGUAACCGGAGUGACGGGUGUCGUUUGCUACUGAUUCUGAUGUGAAGACCAAAUUGAUCACUUGCAAGAUCACACGGACGUACACACGUUUUAUUUUCCCUUGAACAGCAAAUGCAUUGUUUAUUUUAUUGUACACUGGCUUACCUACUAGACUACUGUAACAUUUAAAGUUUAAAGAGCGUGAGUGUUGACGGGUUGCGUGUGUGUGUGUGUGCGUGCGUGCGUGCGUGCGUGCGUGCGUGCGUGCGUGCGUGUGUGUGUGUAGUCACAAUGAAACCCAUGUGUUCACCUAACCACCCCUAAAAAGCCUUAAUUGUUUGGUCCUUGGACUUUCCUCAAGCAUGGUUUUAAUGCAAACCCCAAAUAAUAAGGAAGAAAGAUGGUGAUUUUUUUUUCUUCUUCUUGUUUAUUUUAAUGAUAUUUUAUUGACUAGACGAAGCAAUUCCUUAGUGAUUUCUUAUGGGAAGCAAGAAAAGAAGCGAUAUUUUGUAAUUAUACACUCUAUUUUAGCAAUGUGUAGUUACUGAGCUGUAUACACCCCACCCACCCAACCCCCCCCGCCCCCACCCAUCCCACACACACACAGGUUUCAAAGCUUCAGUUUGCAGUCGUGACUAUUUAUAAUACUUGAUUUACUCGUUAUUUAAGUUUAUUUUUCCCUCCUUGCUGUGAAAAGGAAGAAGGUCCACAGCCUAUCUUUUGUUAUCUUUUGAAGAUGAACAAGGAGUAAGAGCGUGAGAGUUGUGCUACUCUUUUUGUAAUAUUGUAAUAAUAAAAUAAAAUUCUAAUUUAUGCUUUCA
Molecule: messenger RNA, 3544 nt
Organism: Doryrhamphus excisus (bluestripe pipefish)
Lineage: Eukaryota; Metazoa; Chordata; Actinopteri; Syngnathiformes; Syngnathidae
Gene: fam222ba
Product: family with sequence similarity 222 member Ba
Source: RefSeq, a predicted model, not a curated record